Messenger RNA from Gregarina niphandrodes, 2946 nucleotides. RefSeq names its product putative Rhs element protein Vgr. NCBI's taxonomy places the organism in Eukaryota, Apicomplexa, Conoidasida, Eugregarinorida, Gregarinidae. The record is from RefSeq and is a predicted model, not a curated record. The transcript has a single exon. The coding region runs from base 1 to 2946 and encodes 981 amino acids.
AUGUCAAGCGGGGUGGUUGCGAACAGGAAGGGGUUGCCUGUGUGGGCGUGCUGGGUCUUGGCUGUGUUUGGUGCGCCUUCGGAGUUUGGUCUUGAAUCGGAAGUCAAGGUUCGAUUAUCGGCGCUGGAGGGAACCGUACCGCCGGAGGGAACCGUACCGCCGGAAAAGACCGUACCGCCGGAAAAGACCGUACCGCCGGAAAAGACCGUACCGCCAGAAAAGACCGUACCACCGGAGAGGACCGUACCGCUGAAUUGUGAGGGUCGGUUGGAAUCGAAGUUGGGUGCAUUUUCUGUGCCGAGUGCGGAGCAGUUAAAGGUGGGUGGUUCGUGGAUGGCGCAGUAUUGGACGCCGUUGGAGCCUGAAGAGUAUGAAGAGUUGAGGCGAGCUUCAGAGCAGGGACGUGAGACUUGGUGUAUGAAUUCGGCGUUUUUAUUCGAACGUGUGACGGAUGGCCAGUUAUGGACGACUGUGGGUAGCGGGUCGUUGUUGCGGCCGUUGUUUAUUCCCACGGUGAGUGCGUGGACGCAGUAUGCAAGUCGGUACGUGGGUCCGAGGAGUGCUUAUGAGGGGUAUCGUGCCCUACUAGGUUCGUUGCCAAGCGCUUGUUGGCAGCGAUUACGAACAAUACGACCCGAGGACCUGUGGGGUUGUAAUCUAGCCUAUAUAGAGUUAGCUGCGGUCGUGUGUUUAUUCUUUGAUUUUCCUUACGGCCUAUUGGACCAGGAGACGGCGCGACGUAUUCUGAGCCGUGUAGGCCUAACACCCGCACGACGUAAGGCCAAGAUAUGGUUCGUAGGCUGUUUACUACAACACUCAAAGGUACCCAUCAUGGACCUACUAGACUUCUGCUUACGCACUUUAAACUACCAUCCACAACCCGGAACAGACGCACUUGAAUGCCUGUCCACACGAUCUGCAGCAUGCUAUAAGCAUUCUCGCAAUACUGCGCCCUACCCGUCACGAUUCCAGAUCAUGAGGAACAGACUUAACGGCCUCCAAAAUGUCUCGGCCAUACGAUUUGCACACAUGACCAAACUUAAACCCGGUCGUGACAGAUAUGCCCACAUCCCUCCCUCCAAUGAUAGUCUCCGACAAUGGGCUGCCCACUACUGGCUCCCGCUCGACCGAGCAACCUUCGACGCCCUCAAGGCUGUCCCGAACCUCCCGCAACGCGCCCACGAAAUUACACAGCAACUCGCAAACCAGGAACAGCUGAAAAACGACCAAGACCUGACGGAGCAAGGCCUCCCGAAGCAAGGCCUCCCGGAGCAAGGCCUCCCGACGCAAGGCCUCCCGGAGCAAGGCCUCCCGAAGCAAGGCCUGCCCCGCCUUUACGCCCCGACACUGGUCUCGCUAAUUGCCCUCGGCUUCGCCACGAGUGUGUUUGGAGACAGCUACCAUGCGUAUAAGGUGAUCCACGGCUCCCUGACCAGCGAGCAGUGGCAGAGUCUGCAGCAGGUGGAGCUGGCGGACUUGGAACGCUGCAGUCUUGCCUACGUGGAAUUGGGCUCAGUCAUAUCUCACUACACCGAACUGCCCUACGGUUCGCUGAGUAUGGAGACCAAAGAGAUGUUGGGGCGGCACUUCCCGCCAACGAAGUCGACCCGACAAGUGUCGGAACGACAAGUGUCGGAACGACAGGGGUCGGAACGACAGGGGUCGGAAGACCAACAAAAGAACCGACAACUGCAUCGUUGGAUCACCGGAUGUUUACUUCAGCGCUCGAAAGUCACGAUUCAACAGCUCGUCAGCUUCUGCAUCGGACCAUUGGACUAUCAACCUAUAACCAACCGUAACCAGCUCGACUGCCUACGCCAACCAAACGGUAACCACUACUACCGCCGGGACCUCACCAUUAAGCGCCAGGAGCGACGAGACCGCCUGAAUCGUCGACUCCGCAAAAUGCCCGUAAUCUCCGUACAAGACUUCGCCAAACUCAGUCAGGACAACGUCCUCGCCGUGCUUAACCGCGCACGCAAACCCGCGAAUCGAACCACCGACCAAAAGCUUCCAAGCCCACCCUCCCGACAACCACCCACCCUCCAGCGACCAAGUAUCCAACUUGGUCGACGCCGCGCUCCUCCCGCAACCGAUCAAGAACCCUCCAGCAACAAAAAGGCACACCUGGACGCAACACUCCCUUCUGAGAACCGUUGGGUUCAUUCCUCACCCGAGACCAGCUCCACCCAAAUAAACUCCCCUCCGACUGCGUCCCCUCAGGCUGAGUGCCAUGUGGCUGAGUGCCCUCAGGCUGCGUCCCCUCAGGCUGAGUGCCAUGUGGCUAAGUGCCCUCAGGCUGAGUGCCAUGUGGCUGAGUGCUCACAGGCUGAGUGCCGUCAGGCUGCGUCCCCUCAGGCUGAGUGCCAUGUGGCUGAGUGCCCUCAGGUUGCGUCCCCUCAGGCUGAGUGCUCUCAGGCUGAGUGCCCUGCAUGGAACGAAAGAGCUCUGUCCACUGAGAAGCAUCCACUGGACUCCUUCUUCGAAGAACGCUUCCUUGGAUCUCUCUCCACUGGGGUUCAUCCCCUAGAGACUGGCUCCUCCCUCCUUGCAGCUCUCUCUGCUGGUAGUAAUUCCCUUGGAACUGGAUGCAUUGAUACUGGACCACUAAAGGCUUUGGUGUCUGACUCUCCUGGAAUUAGCCCCCUCUCCACUGGAGCUCUUUCCGAUGGGACGGACAUCCCUGGACCUGGCCCUCAACAAGCUCUCUCUACUCAGUUCCUUGGAACCGAGUUCCUUGGAACCGAGUUCCUUGGAACCGAGUUCCUUGGAACCGAGUUCCUUGGAACCGAGUUCCUUGGAACCGAGUCCGUUGGAACCGAGUCUGUUGGAACAGAGUCCGUUGGAACACAGUCCCAUGUAACGCGGGCGAGGGAGUGGUGGACGUCUUGGGAGGGCGAGCUGGAGGAUGAAGGAGUUCUUGAAUAUUAUGGGGGUCGGGUGUAA